This is a messenger RNA of Austrofundulus limnaeus, 2112 nucleotides long. RefSeq names its product deoxynucleotidyltransferase, terminal (gene dntt). NCBI's taxonomy places the organism in Eukaryota, Metazoa, Chordata, Actinopteri, Cyprinodontiformes, Rivulidae. The record is from RefSeq and is a predicted model, not a curated record. Gene Ontology annotation, biological process: double-strand break repair via nonhomologous end joining. Gene Ontology annotation, molecular function: DNA-directed DNA polymerase activity; DNA nucleotidylexotransferase activity; DNA binding. Gene Ontology annotation, cellular component: nucleus.
GGUGCCCACCACUGACCUUUAGCUACACGUUGUUAACAUCAUAUUUUCGCUCGUCUUGUCCUUCAGUAAGCUUCAGCUGUCAGACUGGUUUUUCCUUCCUGCAGUAAAAUAAUUGUUCUGAUCAGCAGCAGCUUGCUGCUCAAACAGAACCUGAACAGAACCUGAACGGGGGCUCGGGCCGUGGUGGACCAUCUCCCGAGCCCCCCGAGGGAAAUGCCCACAACGGCUCCUGUUUUUAGCAGGAAGCUAAUUAAAGCGGCGGAGCAGAUGGCGCCGACUCGGUUCGGACAUAAUGAGAGGGAGAGUGGCGAGACGAAGUGGACAUGGCAGGACAGCUGUGAAGAGAGGUGACCAGGAUCCAGGAGGGUCCCAGGAGGGUCCCAGGAGUCCUGUUUGCUGCUGCCAAGAGCUUUUCCAACUCCAGGAAAAGUUGGGAGCAGCUUUUAAAGAAGCUUCUGGGUUCAGUUAAGGACAAGUUUCCCCGUGGCAGCGAGGUGUUUUUGUCUUCUUGGUCCUAAUCCGUCAAUCUUGGCAGGUGGUUUUUUUGGUAAACACCAAAUCCUCCACACCUGUUGGCAGAAGCUUUUCUUCUUCCAGCUUCAACUGAAACACAGGGUGAAACAAACAACUGUGCCAAAACCAAAGUGGGCGUUUUUUUCAURCCCCUGAGGGAAAUUAAAAACAAUAUAAAUAAUUCCUAGAGGUUCAGAAAGCAUCUGAGCGACCCGGUUCAGAAGACAUGUUGGGUGCUUUUUCCGUCGCUCCUCGUCUAAAGAAGAGGUCAAAGCCGGCAGGCGAGGUGGACCUGUCCAGACGAGAGGAGACUAAGUUCAGGAACGUCCGGAUCUUCCUGGUGGAGAGGAAAAUGGGCCGAAGCAGGAGAAGCUUUCUGAGCCAGCUGGCCCGGUCCAAGGGUUUCACUGUGGAAGACCUCCUCAGUGAUUCAGUGACUCACGUCGUGUCAGAGGACAGCCGUCCUUCGUCUCUCUGGCCGUGGCUCAGGGAGUCCCCUCUGAGMGACUUGUCCAGGAUCAAGGUGUUGGACAUCAGCUGGUUCACAGACAGCAUGAGAGAGGGGAGGCCAGUUCCUGUGGAGACCAAACACCUCAUUCAGGAKACCGGGGCAGAAGUUCCCGCAGCGCCUCCUGCAGCCACGGUUUCUCAGUACGCCUGCAAGAGACGCACCAGCACCGAAAACCACAACAAGAUCUUCACAGAGAUCCUUGGAUGUGGCCGCUCGUUUGAAGUGGAGAAAAUCCUCUCUGAUGAAAGGUACCAAACACUGAAGCUGUUCACCGGCGUGUUCGGGGUCGGGCCRAAAACGGCCGAGAAGUGGUUCCGGGCGGGGCUGCGCUCCUUCAGCCAGGUCCUGGCAGAGCCCAGCGUUCAUCUGAACCGGAUGCAACAAAGCGGGGAAAGGAGUUUGGUCACGAUGUGGACUUUAUUGUGACCACAGCCCAGCUGGGCAGAGAGGAGAGUCUAAUCCCAGAGAUUAUUGACCGCCUGAAAAACCAGGGUGUUCUCCUCUUCUGUGACUAUCAGGCCUCGACCUUUGACCCCUGGAAGCUGCCCAGCCACAGGUUCGAGGCCAUGGACCACUUUGCAAAGUGCUUCCUGAUCCUGCGUUUGGAGGGCAGCAGGGUGGACGGGGGUCUUCACUGCGCUGAGGGGGACAGCAGGACYUGGAGGGCCGUGCGCGUGGACCUCGUGUCGCCGCCUGUGGACCGUUUGGCCUUUGCCCUUCUGGGCUGGACCGGCUCCAGGCAGUUUGAACGAGACCUGAGAAGAUUUGCUCGUCUGGAACGAGGCAUGCUGCUGGACAACCACUCUCUGUUUGAUAAAACUCAGAAAGAGUUCCUGACAGCGACGACAGAAAAGGACAUCUUUGACCAUCUGGGUUUGGACUACGUGGAGCCUUGGCAGAGGAACGCGUAGACCCGCUCUCCACCCUGGAUGGAUGAGACCCUCAUCAGUGAUCCCACCAUCUGCUCGCUGCUGGGACUCACAAACUCUUUGUGUUGCUGUUUUCAGUUUGUCUGGAUGGGGCUCUGAUGUGAUUCAGGCUUCAGCUUCUCUUCUGUCUGACGCUGAAUAAACAUUUCUCCUGCAGCA